Molecule: messenger RNA, 916 nt
Organism: Hippocampus comes (tiger tail seahorse)
Lineage: Eukaryota; Metazoa; Chordata; Actinopteri; Syngnathiformes; Syngnathidae
Product: ninjurin-2-like
Exons: 4
Coding region: 94-573 (159 amino acids)
Biological process (GO): cell adhesion; tissue regeneration
Cellular component (GO): membrane
Source: RefSeq, a predicted model, not a curated record
GUGUCCUCUCCAGCUUGGCGCAAUUUCCUCUCACAGGGACCUCUGCCAUCGUCGUGUUUUCAGUGUGCGCGCUUGCCCGCAACGCUCCCGAAUAUGCAGGGACUAGGAAAGACCGAGCGCGGAGACCAAGGCCGAGACAUGGACCUGACGUCGCAGAGAUCCACCAUGCCGGUCGGCGGUCCCCUGCAGGGUGGUUCAUCCUCUAACCUGAACAUGAACCUGUACGCCACCAAGAAGACCGCGGCCGAGGGGAUGCUGGACAUUGCUCUCUUCCUGGCGAACAUCACACACAUGAAGACCGUCAUCGAGCAGGGUGCGGGAUACAGGUACUACGCAGCUGUCCUGACUCUCAUCUCCUUCUCACUGGCUCUCCAGAUAGUCGCCGGGAUCCUGAUCAUUGUCAUCGCACGCAGGGACCUGAACGUGGUGUCCAACCAGAGACGGCUGGACUACCUGAAUAACGUAGCGACGGGUGUCAUCUUCGUCACCACGGUCAUCAACUUCUUCAUCAGCUUCUUUGGGUCCAAGAGGACGGGUUUCUUCCGCUGGCUGCUCGCCCGGCUGCACUUCUGAAGAACAAAACAUAACAUAUAUGAUGGAUAAAUUAGAAUUAAAAAAAAUAUACACGACAUGAAUAUUUUAUGUGCUUGAGUGGAAUCAUUUUAACACGUUUUAACCCUUCCAUGCACCCUGUAACGUGAUAAGCUGUCCACUGUAGUAACCGCUGUCCCUGAAAGGGUUAAUUUCUUUCACGAGGAACGUUCAUUUUCAACAUACUAAUUUAAUGUGAAGGUGUUCUACAAGGUGCAUUUUGGACUCUUUGCAAGUGUUUUUUCAGCCCGAUUUAUCAGCAAAGGUGAUAAAUAAAUGUAUGGAUGAAACAAACGUGUCUUUGGUGUGCGUGUGUAUGUCACAG